Messenger RNA from Lactuca virosa, 522 nucleotides. The record is from the annotation of a GenBank genome assembly. NCBI's taxonomy places the organism in Eukaryota, Viridiplantae, Streptophyta, Magnoliopsida, Asterales, Asteraceae.
AUGCAGAUGCUUCAAGUCGAUGCCAUUUCCUUCACUUCUCCUCUCGCAAAUCCUAACAUUGCCGAUAAGAACACCGUCGGUGAUGUCGCCCCAAGUAGGCCGUUUACGCCUAUGCUUUCUUCGAUUUACGGCGAGUCCUUUCCAUCUGCCAUUGGGUUUUGGAUAAAGUUUAAAGGAAUAAAGUCCUUAUGUAUUGAAUUUCCACUCUCCGAUCACAGAGCUAUUGAUAAUCGUUGUCUUUUCAAGUGGAAGGUUAAGUUGGGGAACAAAAUUGAAUCGUUUAUAUUUCUGUCACCGAGUUCAAUUUAUGAUAAGGAUGGAUUCUGUCUUAACGGAAAUGGGGAUGAAGAAGACGACGUCGUGUUAAUCGGUGAUUUGCAUAUGAAGAAACUUGCCAUUUCGCUUGGGUGUCUGAAGGAUGUGAUGCAUGGCGUGGGAUGUUGUUGCACCUCCUUAAGGAUCUACCAAUGUUGGAAGAUGUUUCCAUUACUGAUUCAGGGAGAAGAGGGAGGCUUUCUCUGA